AUGACAGCUCAUGUUCUCCGAAGUAUUCCUCAAACAAUAGGAUCAGUGAGAACAGUUCAUGAUAUACCUAAAAUAACUGAAUGGGCAUAUGAUCUAACCAAGCAAUUUUCCCCAACAAAUGUCGCUGGAUAUUGUCAAAUGAAUUUUACUCCUGUUCAAUAUGCAGCACUAGCAUUUACAGUCCCCACACACUAUGCCCCUGAACAGAUAUACAUAAUUUGUAAGAAAUCGUUCAAAAUUCUUAGCGAAUUAGAACCGAAGUAUCAGACUGGCCUGAUGAUGAUUUUUGCCAAAGCAGCCUUUUUAUGUAAUCAAGAAGAUGAAGCAUUAGAAAUACUUAAGACAUUUACCGAAGUUGAUCCUUUAAUUUUCACUUCUCCUUAUCUUUACUUGGCAGCAACGGCUAAAAAGCCUGUUGCUGUUAUGCCUCCCCCAAACAUGCAUCGUAGGUCGUUUGCAUUCUCACUUUACUACUCAGGAAUCAACCAUAUGAUGUUAUUCAAAUAUGAUGAUGCAUUUAAGCUUUUACUUCACUGCUUACACUUACCAUGUCAAUCUGAUAUGAUUCCGAAGGUUAUUAGUGCAUUUUCUCUUGUUUGUUUCUUAAAUCAUUAUACCAAAAAACAAUUUAUCGGAGUUCUACCUCCAAAGGCCGAAAUUGAUCCUGUUUCCAUGUGUUUAUGGGAUGGAAGGAAAAUUCCAGAAAAAAAUCAAAUGGAUUAUCCGAAAUUUUAUCUUUAUUUCUGGGAUGAAAUCGUAAAAGAGAAAAUCAUGCGCAAUAUUAUAUUCUGCUCAAGAACUAUAUCAAGAUUAUCCAUUUCAAAGCUCAAAGAUCUCUGCGGAUGCUUUGAUGAAAAUAAAUUGUUCGAAUAUAUGAACGAUUUAACGUCAAAGCAUCAAAUUCAAUACGUAUAUGGUGAUGACAAGAUUGUUGCCUUUACUCCAGCGCCAAAUGAUAUAGAUCUUCAGGAACAAUUGAAAAGCGUCGAAAAAUUGCUUGAUGAUGUUAAAUCAAUACAAGAAAUGAAUUAG
Messenger RNA from Trichomonas vaginalis G3, 1032 nucleotides. RefSeq lists its product as uncharacterized. Bases 1 to 1032 code for a protein of 343 amino acids. NCBI's taxonomy places the organism in Eukaryota, Parabasalia, Trichomonadida, Trichomonadidae. The record is from RefSeq and is a predicted model, not a curated record. The transcript has a single exon.